AUGACGGAGACUUCAACCUCAAGCAACCCUUUGUUGCCUCUCAAGAAACGCAAGAGACCUGUCGAUGACACAACAGACAAUGUCCUCGCUGUUGCCACAAAAAAGAUUGCACUUUUAGGGAAUUCAAAAUACAAAGGAGUAGUUGAACAUCAUCGUAACGGUCACUGGGGGGCUCAGAUAUACAUUGACCACAAGAGGAUUUGGCUAGGAACUUUCAAAUCUUCUGUUGAAGCCGCCAUGGCUUACGAUAGCGCAUCCAUCAAGCUCCGAAGCUUUGAUGCUACUUGUCACAGGAACUUCCCUUUGAAUACUUCCACGGUUCACGAGCCGAACUUUCAAAAAGGCUACACAACGGAAGCUGUGUUGGAGAUGAUCAAAGACGGUUCUUACCAACAAAAGUUUAAAGAUUAUCUUAGUCUCCCUUUUCAUAAUGUCGCUAGUAUCAACUUAGUUGGAUCAGAACGAGUCCAAGGAGAUCAAGACUCAACCAAGUACCGUUUGACAUGCACAGAGCUAUUUCGGAAGGGAUUGACUCCAAGCGAUGUUGGAAAACUCAACCGGCUUGUGAUACCUAAGAGGCAUGCAGUAAAGUAUUUACCUUUCAUAAACGAGAGAGAAGAGGGUGAAAUAGUAGAGGAUGUUGAGGUUGUGUUUUUUGACAAAACAAUGAGACAGUGGAAGUUCAGGUAUUGUUACUGGACAAGUAGUCAGAGUUUUGUCUUCACCAGUGGAUGGAAACGUUUCGUCAAGGAGAAGAAUCUCAAAGAGAGAGAUGUUAUCGUCUUUUACAGAUGCGAUUUAGUAGGUCAAAGCAAGAACUUCUUGAUGAUCCAUGUUCAAUACAGUUCUGAGGGAGAAGUAAAAACAGAGAACUUCGUUAACUCUAAGCUAAAAGAAGAAGAAACCAAAUCAGUGGACAACAAAGGAGGGUUUAUGCUCUUUGGUGUUAAGAUCCAAUAGCUACUUCGUUAGAGUUUGUUUCUAAUAUAGAGUUCAUAAUGUACUUUUUUGAAUUGCAACAGUUAAUAUACUGAUUUAGUUGGAAACAAGACUUUUUCAAAUCAAAUCUUCUUUUAUAGUCGCAUAUAACCAAAAGAAGAGAAAAAAAAAACGGAAGGAGAAAUCUCAGAAAAUAGCUUAGAAAAAAAAAUCUCAGAAAUAUAAAAUUAAAACUUACGAAUUAUUUUCUUAGCGUCUUGAAAAACUAAAAGUUCAUUAUUGAUUGGUAAAUAAAAUCUAAAGUUUUUU
Messenger RNA from Brassica napus (rape), 1248 nucleotides. RefSeq names its product AP2/ERF and B3 domain-containing transcription factor At1g51120-like. Gene Ontology annotation, biological process: regulation of DNA-templated transcription. NCBI's taxonomy places the organism in Eukaryota, Viridiplantae, Streptophyta, Magnoliopsida, Brassicales, Brassicaceae. The record is from RefSeq and is a predicted model, not a curated record. The coding region runs from base 1 to 960 and encodes 319 amino acids. The transcript has a single exon. Gene Ontology annotation, molecular function: DNA binding; DNA-binding transcription factor activity.